GGAAAUCAAACAAUGAAUACAGAUUUGAACGAUCCUACGUGUCAUUCCCAGAGUUUCAGUGAUUCAGAAAUCUGCCGGAGACUUUUGGUAAACAAAUCCCUGCUGCUAGCUGUCUCAUCAUUGAUGAGCUGUGGUCACCUUGGUAACAGUUGCUAACGGCAGAGGCAUGAAGGCUUUGAUCCUGGUCGGGGGCUACGGGACGCGGCUGCGACCGCUCACUCUGAGCGUCCCUAAACCGCUGGUGGAUUUCUGCAACAAACCCAUCCUGCUGCACCAGGUGGAGGCACUGGUCAAGGCCGGUGUGGAUCAUGUGAUUCUGGCGGUGAGCUACAUGUCGGAGUUGCUGGAGAGAGAGAUGAGAGUCCAGGAGCAGAGACUCGGGAUUCGUAUCUCUCUGUCUCAUGAGAAGGAGCCUCUGGGAACUGCUGGCCCCCUGGCGUUGGCUCGAGAGCUGCUGAACAUCGACAACGAGCCGUUCUUCGUCCUCAACUCGGACGUCAUCUGUGAUUUUCCCUUCAAAGACCUGCUGCAGUUCCAUCGCAACCACGGCAAGGAGGGAACCAUCGUGGUAACACGGGUGGAGGAGCCCUCUAAGUACGGUGUGGUGGUGUUUGAGAUGGACAGCGGCAGGAUACAUCGCUUUGUAGAGAAACCACAAGUCUUUGUCUCCAACAAGAUCAACGCUGGCAUGUACAUCUUCAAUCCCAGCAUGCUUAGCCGCAUCCAGCUGAGACCAACAUCCAUAGAGAAAGAGAUAUUUCCUGUCAUGGCACAGGAGGGACAGCUGUACGCCAUGGAGCUACAGGGUUUCUGGAUGGACAUCGGUCAACCUAAAGACUUCCUGACAGGGAUGUGUAUGUACCUUCAGUCGCUACGACAACAUGCUCCUGAGAGGCUACACACGGGACCCGGUUUCUUAGGCAACGUUCUGGUGGACCCUACGGCGCAGAUUGGGGAGAACUGCACCAUCGGCCCGAACGUCACCAUCGGUGCUGGCGUGGUUGUGGAGGACGGGGUGAGGAUAAAACGCUGCACGGUGCUCAAGGGAGCACGGGUUCGAUCGCACUCCUGGCUGGAGAGCUGCAUCGUGGGCUGGAGCUCCUCUGUUGGUCAGUGGGUCCGUAUGGAGAAUGUGACGGUGUUGGGGGAGGAUGUGAUCGUGAACGACGAGCUUUACCUGAAUGGUGCCAACGUUCUGCCUCACAAAUCCAUCAACGAGUCUGUCCCAGAGCCGCGAAUCAUCAUGUAGCACCGGGUGGAGCAGAAGAGCCCAGCGCUUUUUAUACGAACUCCACAACACCCACACUGUGCCAGAGAGAGCGGGACAGAAGGAUAGGAGGAGAGAAAAAAGAACAAAAGAAGGUUUUUUUUCUUUUUGUUUUUAUUAAUUUGGACUUGUUUUUAGCCCUGCUUGGCUGCACCGUCCAUAAAUCAGAAAUGAAGAGCAUAUGAUCUGUGAAAAAGCAGCCUGGCCCAUCAGGAAGGUUUACACUUGUUAAACUUCUGCAAGUAAAACAUCAAAUGCUAAUAUCCUGAAUGUGGCAGAUGAUCAAUGUCUCACGUGGACACUGCUUUAAUAGAGAAGAGGUGAUGGAUGGGGUGAUGGGUCUGGGCUGGUUGUGUGUCAGAUGGUGGAGGGACUAAUGUGAAGUGUAUUUAAGGGGGAGUGGGGUUAGAGAGCCAUAUGAAGACUGCUGUUUAGAUUCACUAUGCAUUUACAUUUCCUGGACAGCUACAGAGUAUCAGCGAAAAGGCACUGAAGGAUCAUACUCCAUCUACUGUAGCACAGACUGGAAUCAUGAUUGACGACACUGAGAUUUAAGAAAUGCAGGAAUGCAGUACUGAUUCAAGUUAAAAGCUGCAUUAACAGAUUUUGGCCUCUUGGGGGCAGCACAACACAAUGCUGUAAACAUGUGACGUCACCAUAAAGUUGUUAUGGCAAAUGCUUUUGCAGAGAGUUAUUUACACAUCCAGCCAACACAGAGGAACAUCAACAUCCUAUCUUACCAAGUUUGUGUCCACUUGAUGAGUUGAAUGUAAUUUGAUCAUUUUUUUAUAUAAAAAUAUUGAUUAGUGCAGUUAUAGAUUAAAUGUCGAGUAUGUUUCAUUGCCUUGGUAAACAACUUUUUCUGUUCUUUCUUUUUAUCAUGCAAACUGUGCACUUCAAUGACAAACUGGUUACUGCUGAACAAAAUGUUGCAGGCUUUUUAUAACAAACUGCAGUUUAUCAUGUUUGCUUACAGAUAUUUCAUUCAGAGGGUCAGGCCCCAUCUGGGAUAUUCUAUUUUGAAAUAAUGUGUUGUUUCAAUAUAAUUUCACCAUCUUGUUUAGUGUUACUUAAAGAUUACCUAAACACCUCCUGAAGAUCUGAUUUCGCUGACCUCCAGUGGUUCAACUUUCAGUCAGAGAAGACAAUAAAGCACUGCUUUUCAGCCUGCUGUUAAGUUGCUCUCUAGAUAUAACUAUGAUCUAUUUUUCUGAUUCAAUCCUCAAACUGAUGAACCCCAGACCAGGAACUACAUACCAACAACCUUGUUUGAUGGAUGAAAAAUGUAAAGUUUGUCCAAAGGGUGGUGCAAGGUCUCGCUGUUCCCUAAAAUGAAAAUAUUUUUCCUCUACACGGUGGCCAUUGUAGGACAUUUCAUAGUCAGCUCAUCAGAUGUGGCUCUGCUUUCAUCCGUCUAAGCUGUACUUUGUCAUCUCAGCUGUACAUCAGUUACCUCUAGCUAGCAUGUUAGCAUGCAACAAUUGCAUUUUAACAUGCUAAUUUGAUUGUAUAUUAUUUAGCAUGUUAGCUCACUAACAUACUAAUUUUACCAUGUUCCCAUCCCAGGGGUUCAAUUCCUGGUAGUGUUACAUCUGGCUUCAUUGUGCAGUUAGCAACUUUACCGCAAGGUGUGCUGAAGCUCCAAAAUCCAAAAUUAGCAUUCAUCUCAUGCUGAGGCUGUUGGGAAGUCAGUCUUUUAGAAGUAUCCUGUCAUGAACUGAAAUGUUUGACAAGGCAAACUUUGUCUUGUUAGUGACACUAGAUGUCAAUAAAAGUCAGAGGAUCACCAGUCAGUAGGAUUCAUCCUUUGGGGACCAUUAAUGGCUGAACCAGAUUUCAUGACAAUCCUUCGGAUAGUUGCUAAGAGAUCUCACUCUUCACUGAAGUGUUGAGCCGACAGAUGGACUAAUGGUACCGAAAGUAACAUCAGACAUUAUGAAUUAGGUAUAUUAAUUAAAGAGAGCCUGUUUAAGACAGAUUUGAUUGUCGUCCUUGUUGGAAAAAUGAGCCAUUUUAAUGUUGAACAGGGACAAUGUUACAUCAGAUGCCUGAUACAGUAAAAAAAAUGGUUAAAUCUUUACAGCUGAAGGUUUCUGGAGCUUGUCACCACAGGUGUUUUGCAGUUAGUAUUUAGAACACUGAACAUGUUAAGACUUUGACUGUGUCUGAAUGAAUAAGUUGUCGAUCCUUGUAAUGAAGUCUUUUUAAAGAGAAUAAUAUAAUCUACUGAACACAUUCACAUCCCGUCUCUUUCUGUGUGUCACUCCGCUAAGUUUGCACCUGAUCAUCAGUUUACUGGUCAUGGUUGGUUCUGCUCAGCCUGGAGGCAUCUUUAGCUCUGGAGGAGAAAAUAACCCUGAUUAUGUCACAGUGAUGUCACCAGGGUUUGAGUUUGGAGACCACAAAUGUAAAACAGAACGUCUGUGUUACAAACUGGAGGUGUCUGACAGAUGUUAAUGUUUACCAGGCAGAGAGGGUGUAAUGAAAGGUGCUGUGAAGUUGCAUUAUGGGAAAUUCAGUUUAUUCAGCUUCAGCAAUAUUAAGGACUACAAUUCAGGAUGCUGCUUUGAGUACACCAGUUUU
Molecule: messenger RNA, 3850 nt
Organism: Chelmon rostratus (copperband butterflyfish)
Lineage: Eukaryota; Metazoa; Chordata; Actinopteri; Chaetodontiformes; Chaetodontidae
Gene: gmppb
Product: GDP-mannose pyrophosphorylase B
Exons: 10
Coding region: 167-1249 (360 amino acids)
Biological process (GO): GDP-mannose biosynthetic process; cell wall mannoprotein biosynthetic process
Cellular component (GO): cytoplasm
Molecular function (GO): mannose-1-phosphate guanylyltransferase (GTP) activity; GTP binding
Source: RefSeq, a predicted model, not a curated record